AUGAAUUCAAGAGAAUUAUAACUCCAUUUCGAUUUACAAGCCCUUGAUGAUUCAAUUAACUAGACUGACAAAGCUGCAGAAAAACCCAAUAAUCCAAAAUAAAUUGAAGUUUAAGAUAAAUACUCAAAAUAAAGUCUAGUUUCUGAACUCGAGAAUUCCCCAACACCCAAACAGACCAAGCAUCAACAACAGACUAAAAUAUAUUCCAAUGACAAGGACAAACUCUAUUUUCAAAGAAACGACGAGAAAACUAAUGCAGCAUUUGGAAGUGCAGAAAUGCAACAAAGAAUUUAAUUGGCUGAGGAGCUUAAGAAAAAGGGUAAUUAUUAUUAUGCUGACAAAAACUUUGAAGAAGCUAUAUCUCAAUAUACUGAAGCACUUGAAUUGGUCCAAGACAGUGCUGUCUUAUUGCUCAAUAGAGCUAUUGCAUACAUUAAAAUUUACAAAUUCCAACAAGCUAUUGUGGAUUGCUCUAAAUUCCUAGAGAUUGCCCAGAAUAAAGAAGAAAGAUUUACUCAAAGCAUCGAUAGUUUUUUCAAAGCCCAUUUAAGAAGAGCUCUCGCUUAUUAUAAAACUGGGCAACUUUAAAAGGCUUUACAGGAUGUUGAGUAAGCUAUACAGAUUGAUCCUAAUGAUAAGGAAGCUCAAAGGCUGAAAGAUGAUGUCAAACACUAUCUCAAUAUUGAAUUUAUGGAUAAACAAAAUAAAACAGAUUCUAAAGAAUGCUCAGAUGAACCAACUGAAGUUAGUCUAGAGGCAUAAUAAAUUAGUCAAAGGGAGAACAGUUUGGGAAUUCAGGUUGCUAAUUCUGGGAGAAGUAGUGAAUGUGUUUAGACUUCGAUGAAAUGUAAGUUUUAAUAAAAUUAUUUAAAUUAUAAGGAUGUGAUUGAUGGUUUUCUUAUUCAAAAUUAGAAUUAUGAUUUGUAUUAGGUUUUGAAAGUGAUGAUGGAAUACACAGAUGAGUCGGCUGCUUAUUUUUAUGAUAAAAGAGGGAUUGAAACUUUGAUUUAAAUUAUUAAGGCGGAUGAAGAAUUUCUUCAUGAUCAAUUCAACUUUAUGGCUAGUUUGCCUGCUUUGAUUUUGUAAUCUUAUUAAGAAUAAAAUUAAUUAUAUCAAGAAUAAUUCAUUUUACAAUAUAAUGGUGUUGACAUUAUAAUUUAAAAGAUUAUUAAAUUACUCAACAAAGCCAAAUAAAAGAAAAAAUCAGCCAUAUUUGAUUGUAUUCGAGAUUAUAUUGAAGCAAUAAAUAUAAUGAAUGAGGAGAAAACUCGAAUUCUCAUUUAAUCUAGUCCUCACAUCAUCACAACUCUCUAUCCUGAGAUAUUUGUCAGAAUUUUAAGUUUGUCUGAAACAGAACCUGAAUUGGUUUCGUCAUUUUUGAGUCUGUGUGCAAAUCUGUGCUAUGAUUAGAGUAGUUUCCUUCGUUAAAUCUUUUUAAAUCAUCUGGAUCAAAUAGUUGAUUAGAUUUCUCAGAUUUACUAAAAUGUAGAACUCUCCAUAUAGUCAUGCGACAUGUAUGUGCAGAUAUUGAACCUACUAUCAAAUUUAUUGAUUGAAGAUCAAUUUAGAAAGAAAUUCUUAGAUUAAACCUUCAAUAAAGAAUUCUAUAUCCAAUACUUCAGAUUGUUAAAGUAACUUCAAAUUAACUUAGACCCUAAUUAUGACGAAUUAAUUUCUAUAGCUCUUGGCUUUUUGAUUAAUUUGUUUCACCAAUUGAAUGCAAUUUAAUCCGAAUAAUUGAUCCUAGAAUUGAAAUAGUUACCAAAGAUUUUGGAAGCCUUUUCAUCAUCUAGAAAUUCUCUUAUUUUAGAAAGGGUCGAAAUAGUGCAAGCAUCCUUAAACCUAUAAAAAGAACCCUCCAUUAUUAAUCUAAAAUUCAAAGUAAUUGGACCAAUGAAAAAUGGUUAUAAUUUUCAUUGA
Messenger RNA from Paramecium tetraurelia, 1920 nucleotides. RefSeq lists its product as uncharacterized. The record is from RefSeq and is a predicted model, not a curated record. Gene Ontology annotation, molecular function: protein binding. The transcript is spliced from 2 exons. NCBI's taxonomy places the organism in Eukaryota, Ciliophora, Oligohymenophorea, Peniculida, Parameciidae.